UUUUGCGGAAUAAUAGCUCGUAGGCCUACUAUAAACGCCCCUUAAAAUAUUUGAGGAAUCAGUGCGUUGUAUUAUAGCGAUACGCUUAAAUGACUAUGUGUAAAGAUUAAAUAACUUAUCAUUUUAUAAUCAAGCUAUGAACUAAUCAGCGGUUUGGUAUAAAUCGAUUGUUGUGCUAUGAUAUGCGAUAUUGAACUCGUUGUGACUACACGCCAGUUAGAAAAUGGCUACUAUCUACAUGUAUUGUAAAGUUUUAAUACUAGUAGUGAGUGGUUUGUGUUUAGUGAACUGUGCAACUCCACCACAUAUCGUAUUUAUAGCAGCAGACGAUCUAGGAUGGAACGAUAUUGGCUUCAGAAAUCCUCAAAUGAUAACCCCAAACAUCGAUAAAUUAGCACGAGAAGGUGUUAUACUCAAUUCUUCAUAUGUACAACCAGUUUGUUCACCGACCCGGAAUUGUUUUAUGACUGGUUACUAUCCAUUCCAUACUGGAUUACAGAAUGGUGUAAUCAGACCAUCAGAACCACAUUGUGUUCCAUUGAAAUAUACAUUCUUACCACAAAAACUGAAGGAACUUGGAUACACAACACGCGCUAUAGGAAAAUGGCAUGUAGGAUUUUGUAAUGUAAAUUGUACACCGACGUACCGAGGUUUCGACAGUUUUUCUGGUUAUUACACUGGGGCAGAGGAUUAUUUUAACCAUACACGAGGUUAUCAGGGAGAGAUGGGUUAUGAUUUUCGACAUGAUUUUGAAAGGAACUCCACAGUCGACGCACAAGAUAAAGGACGAUAUUCAGCUCAUGUAUUUGCUGACAAGGCUAUAGAAAUAAUACGCACUCAUGAUGCCAGUAAACCCCUCUAUCUGUAUUUACCUUUCCAAUCAGUACACGCACCGUUACAGGUACCAAUCGAGUAUGAAAACAUGUAUCUGAACAUACACAACUUGAACAGACGAACAUUUUGUGGAAUGACUUCAGCAUUAGAUGAAGCAAUAGGAAAUAUAACUCAGGCUUUAUUAGAUAGUGGACUGAUGGAUAAUUUAUUACUCGUCUUCACUUCUGAUAAUGGGGGACCAGUAGAAAAUGCUGCCAAUAAUUUACCAUUACGUGGAGGUAAACAUACAUUAUGGGAAGGUGGAACGAAAGGAACAGGAUUCAUCUAUAGCACCAGUUUACUGGAGAAAACAGGUUACAUACAAACAGGAAUGAUGCAUGCUGUUGACUGGUAUCCAACCUUAGUAACUCUCGCUGGAGGAACGCCAGAUACGUCCAUGGAUGGUGUGAGUCAAUGGGAGAUGUUGCGUACAGGAGUAGCUCCAAGUGCCAGGACAGAAUUUAUUUAUAACAUUGAACAAAUAUCAAAUAAUUCAGCAAUAAGAAUGGGUGACUACAAGUUGAUAGUUGGUGAUGCUGGUAAACCAGAUGGCUGGACACCAUUACCUACAGACAGCAAUCCUGCUAUACCACAAUGUACUGAUCAAUAUGGUUAUUGUACUGAUGAUAAACUCUACUAUAAAUCUUCAAAUAAAAUCCAACUUUUUAAUAUAUCUAGUGACCCUACCGAGCAUUUUGAUAUUUCAAAACAAUAUCCGGACAUUGUUGCUAAAUUGAAAGCUCGUCUGGAUUUCUACACGGCAUCAGCAGUCCCACCAUUCCACAGUACUCCAGAUCCCAAAUCAAACCCGAAAUAUUUUGACGGUAACUGGAGUCCUGGAUGGUGCUAGGUUAAUAGACUGUUUUGAAACAUUUGUAUUACGCAAUAAAUUAUUUUAAAAAUC
This is a messenger RNA of Patella vulgata (common limpet), 1777 nucleotides long. Its product is annotated as arylsulfatase J. Lineage: Eukaryota; Metazoa; Mollusca; Gastropoda; Patellidae. The record is from RefSeq and is a predicted model, not a curated record. The coding region runs from base 224 to 1723 and encodes 499 amino acids. The transcript has 14 exons.